AUGGGUGACACAACCAUCACUGCAGAGACCAACAAUGCUACAAAGGCUGUGACCUAUGAUGUUAAUCACCCCUAUCACCUCAAUAAUUCUGAUUCUCCGGGUAUGACUCUAGUCAAUACAGUAUUUGAUGGAAGAGGAUACCCAGGAUGGAGAAGAUCCAUUCUCUUGUCCCUGUCAGCUAAGAAGAAGCUUGGCUUCAUCAAUGGAGUUUGCAAAUCUCCAGAUCUGAACUCUCCAGAACUUGAACAAUGGAGUUGUGUGAAUGACAUGGUCAUCUCCUGGAUCCUUAAUGCUCUUUCAAAGGAUAUUGCAGAUAGUGUAAUUUAUUCCAAAACUGCAAAAGAGCUUUGGGACAGCCUUGAGCGGAGAUUUGGGAGAUCAAAUGGAGCUAAGCUCUAUCAUCUGCAAAAAGAACUAUCAGGAUUAGUACAGGGAAAUAGUGAUAUUGCAGGAUAUUUCACUAAGCUCAAGCGUUUGUGGGAUGAAUUGGAUGCUUUGAAUGUCAUCAUAUGCUGCUCUUGUGUUUGUGUUUGUGAAGGAAAGGCAAAAUUAACUAAGUCACUGGAGGAUCAGAGGUUGAUCCAAUUCCUAAUGGGACUAAAUGACAUCUAUGCACAAGCAAGAGGAAGCAUCCUCAUGAUGAACCCUUUGCCUAGCAUGGAUGUUGCUUAUUCACUCCUCUUACAGGAUGAAAAUCAAAGGGAAGUCUAUGCAAAUGCACAUUUUAACUCUCAAUCAGUGUCAUUCAUGGCAGCAGGAGAGAACAAAGAGCCUAAUGCACAACUUCUAGCUGAUUUUGCAGCUUUCAUGACUACAGGACAAGGGAAAAACCAUCAGAAGUUCAGAAACCAGACACAAAGGGGAGCAACCAGAGGACCCAAAUUUAACAACUCUGGACAGAGAAUCAUUGGUUUUCCUGAUGAUUUUGAGUUCACAAAUCACAAAGGAUAUCAGAAUCAGAUUAAGGGAAAUGCAGUGAUGGCAAAUGAAGAGCAUGAAAGCCCAGCAGGACAAGGCAAUGAACUUAAUGGGAAUAAUUUCGGUCAGCAACUCAGCAAAGAACAGGUUGCAGAAAUGAUGCACAUCUAUAAGCAAGCAAAGAUGGCACAGGCAGGAAAUACAGGAAUCAAUGCUAAUGCAGUAGCAGAAUUCAAAUAUAGUUUGUUAUCAGUUCAUAGGUUUUGUGUUCAAUUCAAAUAUGAUGUGUUUUUCACAUCUGUUGAGUGUGUGUUGCAGGGCCUUUCAAUGAAGAGUCCUCAAGCUUUUGGUGAAGUUAGAGAAGGGCUCUACUUAUUGGAACCAAGUAGUAUUAAGUCUAAGGGUUUAUUCAGUAGUGAUGUACUUUCAAUUCCAAAAGGAAGAAAUUCCAUUUCAGAGUCUGUUUCUUUUUCUAGUCCAGUCCUAGUCAAUGCUGUUUCAGAUGUUACGCUUUGGCAUGUAAGAUUGGGUCACCUCCCAUUUUCAGCAAUGAAACAUUUAGAUUUCCUUCAUUGUAAAUCUAAUUCUGAGUUUGUUUGUGAUGUGUGUCCUAAGGCUAGGCAAACCAGAAACCCUUUCCCUGUCAGUAAAAUAAGUUCCAAACACAAAUUUGAACUUAUACAUAUUGACACAUGGGGACCUUAUAAGUCAAAUACUUACAAUGGUUUCAGAUAUUUCCUCACUAUAGUAGAUGACUAUAGUAGGGGGACAUGGACAUUUUUAUUAAGUGCUAAAAGUAAUGCUUUUCCUAUGCUUAAAUCUUUUCUAUCUAUGGUUGAGAGACAAUUCAAUGAGAAAGUCAAAGUGAUAAGAUCUGAUAAUGCAAUGGAACUGGGGAAAGGUAUACAAGAGGCAGCUUUCCUAGCUUCUCAAGGAAUUCUACAUCAGUUGUCUUGUGUAGCAACUCCCCAACAAAAUGGAGUUGUUGAAAGGAAACAUAGACAUCUCUUGGAAACUACAAGAGGUUUGAUGUUUCAAUCAAAGUUGCCUAUGUCAUAUUGGGGAGAGUCUAUCCUAACUGCCACACAUCUUAUUAAUAGGAUGCCUUCCAGUGUUCUUAAAGGCAAAACACCAUAUGAGGUCUUGUUUCAGAAGAAGCCUAAGUAUGAUUAUAUUAGGAAUUUUGGAUGUCUUUGUUAUGCUUCAACAUUAGCACAAGGAAGAGGAAAGUUUGAUGAGAGAGCAACAACCUGUGUUUUGCUUGGAUACCCCCUUCAUCAAAAAGGAUAUAAGCUACUAGAAUUAUCAACAGGAAUAGUAUUUGUGUCAAGGGAUGUCAAGUUUCAUGAGACACAUUUUCCUUUUGCUAAGAACAGACAUUCACAUCAGCCUAUAUUCCCAAACUCAACCUUCAGUACAGAAUACACCUACUCACCUCCACCACAGGAUCAUCUCUCACCUAUUUCUUUAGAACCUGAACUUUCUGAUAAUUUUUCUUCACCAUCACCAAGUUCUUCAUCUACACCUCACCAUCCUUACUUACCUUCUAGUCCAAUUUCUUUUCCACCUAUCCCAGAUACAUCACAUACUAGAUCACCUGUUCCUGAACCUAAACAGCCUACACCAAUGAGAAGGUCAGGAAGGGUUUCCAAUCAACCAACUUACCUAAGAGACUAUGUGUGCAGUAAUAUCAUGUUCACAGAUGUAGGAGCUGCUUGUUUCACUCAACCAACUAAACCUAGGGAGUACUGUUUUUCUUCCCUAUCUCCCAACAAUCAACAUGUCAUGCAGUCAAUAUCUACACUUACAGAGCCUAACAGUUUUGGACAAGCUUGUCAGCAUCCAGGUUGGAUAGCAGCUAUAGAUUCAGAGAUUAAAGCUCUAGAAGACAACCACACAUGGGUUGUAGUUGAGCUACCCAAAGGGAAAAGAGCUCUACCUUGUAAGUGGGUGUACAAGGUGAAGCAUCUAUUAGAUGGAAGAGUUGAAAGAUUAAAGGCAAGGCUGGUGGUCGGGGGGGUGUCCAAAGAGAGAGGUUAG
Nicotiana attenuata is the source of this 2958-nucleotide messenger RNA. RefSeq lists its product as uncharacterized. Lineage: Eukaryota; Viridiplantae; Streptophyta; Magnoliopsida; Solanales; Solanaceae. Gene Ontology annotation, biological process: DNA integration. The record is from RefSeq and is a predicted model, not a curated record. The transcript has 3 exons. Gene Ontology annotation, molecular function: nucleic acid binding. The coding region runs from base 1 to 2958 and encodes 985 amino acids.